Messenger RNA from Lotus japonicus, 2048 nucleotides. Its product is annotated as extensin-like. NCBI's taxonomy places the organism in Eukaryota, Viridiplantae, Streptophyta, Magnoliopsida, Fabales, Fabaceae. Bases 553 to 1635 code for a protein of 360 amino acids. The transcript is spliced from 3 exons. The record is from RefSeq and is a predicted model, not a curated record.
UCACGCCACAACCAGGGAAGUGGUAGUGUUUCCUUGAGAGUUUUGAGUAGAAAGCAAGCAAAUGAAAAAGGGCUCCAAAAACCAGACUUUCAACUUUUCCAAAGGACGAAGCAAGCAUAUAUACCACCGUGAAAUGAGCUUAUAAAAACACCCUGAAAAAGACAUCCUUAAGCCGGUGAGCUUAUUCCCAUAAAAACACACAUUUAUGAUGCUUUUUUCUGCACUUUCAGCAUUCCUUCAUACAUACAUCUCCAACCUAAUAUGACUGUGCGUCAAAGCUGUGCCACCCAAAGAAUCGAUCUUUAUCUCAAACAGAACCACUUGUCUACUCUUCCCCAAAGAAUCAAUCUUUGUGCCGAAUAGAACCACUUGUCCACUCUUCCUUUACACUGGGCAAUCUAGUGGGUUGUCCAAGUUGUGCAUUUAUAAAAACAUCUCAUUGUGAAGCCUUUAGGCCUUUCAAUGCACUGGAAUAAAAGUGCAACAGUGUAGCCAUAAUCAGAAACCUCCUGUAUCUUGUGGCAUCACAGUAACCAAAAUUGCAAGUUGGUCAUGGAAAGAAGCAGAGUGAGAAUGAAUGCUGGGAUACUUCUUCUCUACCUGACUUUAGCUACCAUUUCUCUCACUCAUUGUGAUGCAGCAGAUAGAACAAUGAGACUAUGGAAAGGCCCUAGAAACAGCAGAAAUAUAAUCAACAAGAACCUAAAGAAGUUGAAAACGACUAAACAUUUUGAUCUUGAUGCAUCUAUAUUUACAUCAAAUGCACAACCCUACAGUGUUAGCUCCCCAUAUUCUUUGCCUUCUUAUGAAUCACUAGCCUCAAUGUCAUUGCUAGAAAACAGCCCUCCAUAUUGUGUGAACCCACCACCUAGUAGUGGUAGUGGUACACCACCUGGUAGUGGUAGUGGUAGUGGUACUCCUACCACUACUCCAACACCAACAGCAGCAGGCUUUCAACCCUCACCUCCUUACUAUUACACUUCACCAGUUCUUCCAACACAAAACCCACCUCCUCCAACACCAUCAAUCAUUACACCAGGCCCACCUGACACACCUGACAUCGUUCCAAGCCCACCCAGCGACACACCUGGCUCACCUGAACCUAUACUAAAUCCUCCUAUUAUUUUUCCAGGCCCACCUGGGUCAUCGAUGAGCCCACCUUAUUUUGAGCCAACACCACCUUACUUUGAGUCCACACCACCAUUCAUUCCUUCCCCUGCUAGUGGUACCACCCCCAGCCCACCAAGUACUGUUCCAUCCCCUGCAGGAGGAGGUUCUGUCCCUAGCCCACCAAGUGUGUUUCAGCCUCCUGUGGUGUAUCCACCACCAAGUGUGCCACCAGCACCCAACACUGCCCCACAGGCCACCUUGUGGUGUGUGGCUAAGUCGGCGGUCCCAGACCCAAUCAUCCAAGAGGCGAUGAACUAUGCAUGUUGGUCAGGAGCUGAUUGCACAUCAAUUCAGCCCAAUGGGCCUUGUUAUGAACCUGACACUGUAAUUGCACAUGCUUCAUACGCUUUCAAUAGUUACUGGCAAAGGACUAAAGGCGCUGGUGGUACUUGUGACUUUGGAGGGACAGCCAUUUUGGUUGCAGUUGAUCCUAGCUACAAUGGAUGCCGUUUCAUCUACAACUGAUCAAGAGAAUUUUUCCUUUUUUAUUUUACUUUUUCUUUACAACAUGGCCACUUUUGGAAGCAACUGAUACAUGAAGAGUGAAGAAAAAUCUCUCUUUCAUAACAUCCCCUUUUUUUUCUUGUGGAAAUAAGUCAUUUAUGUAUGCAACAGUGAAUUACACACACAGAUUUUGUAUUGUGUAAGUAAUGAAGAAAUCUAGCAAUGGUUUGUAGUUUAUUGUCAUUGUUUAAUUAAAUUAACUCCUUAGCAGUAUGGUUUUGAAAACUAAACCAGCCGAUCCCCACUUCAAACAAAAACCGGCAAGAACCGAUCAAAGAACACAUGGAUUAAAGUUCCCUCCAAAUAAAUCGUGUAUAUUCCAUCAAGGAACCAAUGUAUUGGAAUCAAAUCAGGAUAAUAAAUUUAGAAUUGCU